AUGACAGGGAUCAGUGCCUCAGGUCAUGAGGAAGAAAAGGAGAGGUUCACGGUUGGUGCUAAGACAUUCAAAAUGAGGAAACACCGGCAUUUGCCCUUAGUGGCCCUCUUUAGCCUCCUCCUCUCAGGCAUUGCCAUGACUCAUGCCCAACAACAAUCAGAUGUCAGAAACGGUGCGGCUGCUGACAUAGUGUUUCUAGUGGAUUCCUCUUGGAGUGCUGGGAAGGACCGUUUCCUGCUCGUUCAAGAGUUUCUGUCUGAUGUUGUAGAGUCUUUAGCUGUGGGAGACAAUGAUUUCCAUUUUGCUCUGGUCCGGCUCAACGGAAACCCACAUACCGAGUUCCUGUUAAAUACGUACCACACUAAGCAAGAAGUCCUCUCUCAUAUUCUGAACAUGUCUUACAUUGGGGGAAGCAGUCAUACGGGAAAAGGAUUAGAAUACAUAAUUCACAGCCACCUCACCGAGGCUUCUGGAAGCCGGGCCGCUGCUGGAGUCCCUCAGGUUAUCAUAGUGUUAACCGAUGGACAAUCAGAGGACGGCUUCGCUCUGCCCUCAGCGGAACUUAAGUCUGCGGACGUUAACGUGUUUGCAGUUGGAGUUGAGGAUGCAGAUGAAAGAGCCUUAAGAGAAAUAGCCAGCGAACCGCUCAGUAUGCAUGUUUUCAACCUAGAGAACGUUACCUCACUUCAUGAUAUAGUAGGGAACUUAGUGUCCUGUAUACACUCCUCCGUGAAUUCAGAGAGGGCUGGGGAUACGGAAAGCCUUAAAGACAUCACAGAGAGUUCUUUUGUGGUAUUUACAACCUUAGAAAUGGCUCCCAAAGAGUAUGGAAUACUGGGAGUGGAAGGAAGGGCACACAUGGGGAAGCCCUGUCAGGGGUGUGUCUCACUGUGUUCUCUGUGCUUCACUGCAGUUCACGUAAACAAACGGGAUAUCAUCUUCCUUUUGGAUGGAUCCGACAACGUUGGAAAAAACAAUUUUCCUUACGUGCGUGACUUUGUAACCAACCUAGUUAACAGCCUCGAUGUUGGAAGUGACAAUAUCCGUGUCGGCUUAGUGCAAUUUAGUGACACUCCCGUCACAGAGUUCUCUCUAGACACUUACCAGACCAAGUCAGAGAUGCUUGCUCACCUGAGGCGCUUGCAGCUCAAGGGGGGCUCGGGCCUGAACACAGGCUCUGCCUUGAGCUAUGUCCAUGCCAAUCACUUCACGGAGGCAGGCGGCAGCAGGAUCCAGGAACGUGUGCCUCAGCUGCUGCUCCUGCUUCUGGCGGGCCCUUCUGACGAUGCCUAUUUGCAAGCUGCCAAUGCCCUGGUGCGCGAGGGCGUGCUGACCUUCUGUGUGGGGGCCAGCCGGGCGGAUAAGGCUGAGCUAGAGCACAUUGCUUUUAAUCCGAGCCUGGUGUAUCUCAUGGGCGAUUUCAGCUCCCUUCCAGAUUUGCCUCAACAGCUGAUCCAGCCCCUAACCACAUAUAUUAGCGGAGGUGUGCAGGAAGUUCCACUAACCCAGCCAGAGGGCAAGCGGGACAUUCUUUUCCUCUUUGAUGGCUCAGCCAAUGUCGUGGGCCAGUUCCCUACCAUCAGAGACUUUCUCUACAAGAUCAUUGAGGAACUUGAUGUGAAGCCAGAGGGGACCCGAGUAGCGAUAGCUCAGUUCAGUGAUGACGUCAAGGUGGAGUCACGCUUCAAUGACCACCAGAGUAAGGCUGAAAUCCUGAAUCUCCUGAAAAGGAUGAAGUUAAAGACGGGCAAAUCUCUCAACCUGGGCUAUGCUCUAGACUACGCACUGAGAAAUAUCUUUGUGAGGUCCGCCGGCAGCCGCAUCGAGGAGAGCGUGCAGCAGUUUCUGGUCCUGCUAGUGGCUGGUCGGUCGACAGAUGCUGUGGCAGGGCCAGCAAACUCCCUGAAGCAGAGAGGAGUGAUACCAUUCAUCUUUCAAGCCAAGAACGCUAAUCCUGAUGAGUUGGAGCUGAUUGUGCCAUCCCCUGCGUUCAUCCUGGUGGCAGAGUCGCUUCCUAAGAUUGGGGACCUCCAGCCACAGAUUGUGAGCCUUCUGAAAGCAGCACAGAGUGCAGGGCCUGUAUCAGGUGAAAAGGAUGUGGUGUUUCUGAUUGACGGCUCCGAGGGUGUCCGGAGUGGCUUCCCCCUGCUAAAGGAGUUUGUGCAGAGGGUAGUGGAGAGCCUGGACAUAGGUCCUGACCGGGUGCGUGUGGCCCUGGUACAGUACAGUGACCAGCCCAGGUCUGAAUUCUACCUGAAUUCCUACAUGGACCAACAGGGUGUCAUCAAUGCCAUCCGAAGGUUGACACUGCUGGGUGGCCGGAUCCCCAACACAGGGGCGGCGCUGGACUUUGUGUUGAGGAAUAUCCUGACCAGUUCCACAGGGAGCAGGAUAGCAGAAGGUGUUCCCCAGCUGUUGAUUGUGCUCACAGCCGAAAGGUCAGGGGAUGAUGUGAGAGGCCCCUCGGUGGUCCUGAAGCAGGGAGGGGCAGUGCCCAUUGGCAUUGGCAUCGGGAACGCUGACAUCUCUGAGAUGCAGACCAUCUCCUUCAUCCCGGACUUCGCUGUGGCCAUCCCCACCUUCAGGGAGCUUGGGACGGUCCAACAGGUCGUCUCUGAGAGGGUGAUCCAGCUCAAUCGUGAAGAGCUGAGCACCUUGAAACCAGUGUUUCUGCCCUCGCCGAGUGCAGGUGCAGGCAGCAAGAAGGAUGUAGUCUUUCUCAUCGACGGGUCCCAAAACGCCAGCCCAGAGUUCCAGCACAUCCGCACCCUGAUUGAGAGGCUGGUUGAGUACCUGGACAUAGGCUUUGACACCACCCGGGUAGCGGUCAUCCAGUUCAGUGAGGACCCCAAGAUGGAGUUUCCUCUGAAUGCCCACUUCAGCAAGGACGAAGUGCAGAGUGCUGUCCGCCGGCUGAGGCCCAAGGGCGGGAGACAGAUCUACAUCGGAAAUGCUCUAGAGUACGUGCUGAAGAACAUCUUCCAGAGGCCGCUGGGGAGCCGCAUAGAGGAGGGCGUCCCGCAGUUCCUGGUCCUGCUGUCAUCAGGGAAGUCUGAUGACGAGGUGGAUGACUCAGCUGCGGAACUCAAGCAGUUUGGUGUGGCCCCAAUCACCAUAGCCAGGCACACAAACCAGGAAGAGCUGGUGAAGAUCUCCCUGAGCCCCGAGUAUGUGUUCUCGGUGAGCACCUUCAGGGAGCUCCCCAGAUUGGAGCAGAAACUGCUGACGCCCAUCACCACUCUGACCUCCCAGCAGAUCCAGCAGAUCCUGGCCAGUGCUCAGUAUGCCCCUUCAGUGACUGAAAGUGAUGCUGCUGAUAUCGUCUUCCUGAUUGACAGCUCCGAUGCCGUCAAGGCUGAUGGCAUUGCUCAUAUUCGAGACUUUAUCAGCAGGAUUGUUCGAAGACUCAAUAUCGGCCCCAGUAAAGUGAGGAUUGGGGUUGUGCAGUUCAGCAAUGAUGUCUUCCCCGAGUUCUACCUGAAGACCCACAAGUCACAGUCGCUUGUGCUCGAUGCCAUACGGCGUCUGAGGUUCAAAGGAGGGUCUCCCUUGAACACUGGCAAAGCCCUGGAGUUUGUGGCAAGAAACCUCUUUGUGAAGUCUGCUGGGAGCCGGAUAGAAGAUGGGGUGCCUCAACACCUGGUCUUAUUCCUGGGUGGGAAGUCCCAGGAUGACGUGUCUAGGCAUGCCCAAAUCAUAAGCUCGUCAGGGAUCAUGAGUUUAGGGAUAGGAGACCGAAACAUUGAUAGGGCAGACUUGCAAACCAUCACCAAUGACCCAAAAAUGGUCUUCACGGUUCGGGAAUUCAGAGAGCUGCCCAACAUAGAAGAGAGGGUCAUGUUUUCAUUUGGAACAUCUGGGGCCACUCCUCGGCCUCCCAGCGUAGAAAUAGUUCCUCCUUCACGGCCAGAGAAGAAAAAGGCAGACAUCGUGUUCCUGCUGGAUGGUUCCAUCAAUUUUAGGAGGGAGAGCUUCCAGGAAGUGCUCCGUUUUGCAUCUGAAAUUGUGGACACUGUCUAUGAAGAGGGCGAUUCCAUCAGAGUGGGUCUGGUCCAGUACAACUCAGACCCCACGGAUGAAUUCUUCCUGAAGGACUAUUCCACUAAAAGGCAGAUCAUUGAUGCCAUCAACAAAGUGGUCUACAAGGGAGGGAGGCAUGCCAACACCAAGGUGGGCAUCCAGCACCUGCGGCUCAAUCACUUUGUGCCUGGCGCAGGCAGCCGCCUGGAUGAGCGAGUCCCUCAGAUCGCCUUCGUGAUCACGGGAGGGAAGUCAGUGGAGGAUGCUCAGGAUGCCAGCCUGGCCCUCACCCAGAAAGGUGUCAAGGUGUUUGCUAUUGGCGUGAGAAACAUCGACUCUGAGGAGGUGGGGAAGAUAGCUUCCAACAGUGCCACAGCCUUCCGGGUGGGCAGCGUGCAGGAGCUAUCCGAACUCAGUGAGACGGUUCUGGAGACUUUGCACGACGCCAUGCAUGAAACUCUCUGUCCUGGAGUGACGGAUGUUUCCAAAGCCUGUAAUCUGGAAGUCAUCCUGGGGUUUGAUGGAUCUAGAGAUCAGAAUGUAUUUGUGAGUCAGAAGGGCCUUGAGUCCAAGGUAGACACCAUCUUAAAUCGAAUCAGCCAGAUGCAAAGGAUCAGCUGCAGUGGCAACCAGCUGCCCACCGUGCGGGUGUCGGUGGUGGCCAACACACCCUCCGGGCCAGUGGAGGCCUUUGACUUUGCUGAGUAUCAGCCAGAGCUGUUUGAGAAGUUUCGAAACAUGCGCAGCCAGCACCCAUACAUCCUCACAGCUGACACGCUGAAGCUGUACCAGAACAAGUUCAGGCAGUCCUCCUCGCCUGACAGCGUGAAGGUAGUCAUUCACUUCACGGAUGGAGCAGACGGAGACCUGGCUGACUUACACAGAGCAUCAGAGGAACUCCGGCAAGAAGGUGUCCGAGCUCUGAUCUUGGUGGGCCUUGAACGUGUGGCCAACCUGGAGCGGCUGACGCAGCAGUUGGAGUUUGGGCGGGGCUUCAUGUAUGACAGGCCUCUGAGACUCAACUUGCUUGACUUGGAUUAUGAACUAGCAGAGCAGCUUGUGAGUCUUUGUUUCUUUUAAACAGUUUUACACACAGACUAAUUUAGACUUUUGGCAUCUCAAGACAGUAAAGAGGGAUGUC
Cricetulus griseus (Chinese hamster) is the source of this 5161-nucleotide messenger RNA. The record is from RefSeq and is a predicted model, not a curated record. Lineage: Eukaryota; Metazoa; Chordata; Mammalia; Rodentia; Cricetidae.